UCAGCGUGUGAUUGGGCGCGUCCGUGCGGUCGGGCUGUGGGCACUUCCGGAUCCCUGGUGUCAGCUCUGCGGGAGGAGAGACACAAUGGUGCGGGAUGGGAGCGCCUGAGAGGCUGUGACCCGGGGGAGAGCGGCUGGGAGUGACUGAGCGGAGCAUCGGGACAGGCAGCGGCAGGAGGACUGAGGCCCCCGGGACGUCAGCAGCCGGAAGGAUCUUUGCAAGUGAAAUGACUGAAUAUAAGCUUGUUGUGGUCGGAGCUGGAGGCGUGGGCAAGAGUGCUCUGACCAUCCAACUCAUCCAGAACCAUUUUGUUGAUGAAUACGAUCCCACUAUUGAGGACUCGUACAGGAAGCAGGUUGUGAUAGAUGGUGAAACAUGUCUCUUGGACAUUCUCGACACUGCAGGUCAAGAGGAGUAUAGUGCCAUGAGAGAUCAGUACAUGCGAACUGGAGAAGGAUUUCUUUGUGUCUUUGCUAUUAAUAAUACAAAAUCCUUUGAGGAUGUCCACCAUUACAGAGAACAGAUCAACAGGGUAAAAGAUUCAGAUGAUGUCCCAAUGGUAUUAGUUGGUAAUAAAUGUGACCUUCCAUCACGGACUGUGGACACAAAGCAAGCACAGGAUCUAGCAAAGAGUUAUGGGAUUCCAUUCAUAGAAACCUCAGCCAAAACAAGACAGGGAGUUGAAGAUGCGUUCUACACUCUUGUCCGUGAAAUCCGCAAGCACAAAGAGAAGAUCAACAAUGGGAAAAAGAAGAAAUCCUCCAAAAGGAAGUGUGUAAUUCUUUAAAACAAGUGCCAUCCAUCCCAAGGAACGCCAGCGAAGCCACAGCCUGUGUGCCAACUCAAACCAAGCAGAUUGUGUGGACUUAAGUAAUGCAGUGGAAGGGAAAUGAUUGCCAUGAAAUUCCAGAUUCCCUUCAUAUUUUGUUUUUAUUAUAGGAAACGCAUAAACCCAAAUUUUUUGGAAUGGGGGGAGCAGUUUUGAAGAAUACUCCUUUUUUGAAGCCCAUUUUCUUGUAUAGAAUUGAGACAGACACCUUAAUAUGUGUACAAACUUUUAAUGAAGAGACUAUUGCAGUACCCUCAGGACCUCUGUCCCCCCCUUCUCCCCACCUAAGGACAUCUUCUACCCCCAUUUUGGGGAGAAGCCAGCGUGUCUGAUCUGCUGUGAAUAAACAGAGUACCGGUCAGCAGUAUUUUAAGACUCAUCUAAAAGCCGAAAUCUAGGAACUUAAUAUGAGUGAUGAAGCCUUAGUUGUGAACAUAGUCUGAACAUGGGGAAACAUGCUAGAAAGAAAUAAAGGAAAAAGCAUCUUUUAAAAA
Molecule: messenger RNA, 1324 nt
Organism: Hyla sarda
Lineage: Eukaryota; Metazoa; Chordata; Amphibia; Anura; Hylidae
Product: GTPase HRas-like
Exons: 5
Coding region: 228-788 (186 amino acids)
Biological process (GO): Ras protein signal transduction
Cellular component (GO): plasma membrane
Molecular function (GO): GDP binding; GTP binding; GTPase activity
Source: RefSeq, a predicted model, not a curated record